AUGUCGUCGUCGCAGGCUGGUGGGCGCAGCAGGAUGAGGAUAGGUGGUGAUGAGAAGAAGAGGAGGAGGGUGGCGGUGGUGUACUAUCUGUGGCGGAGCAGGCAGGGAGGGCUGGAGCACCCGCACCUGAUGGAGGUGGAGGUGAGCAGUGAGCAGCAGGAGCUGCGGCUGCGAGACGUGACGCGGCGGCUGGACGCACUGCGAGGCAAGGGCAUGGCGGCCAUGUACUCGUGGUCCUGCAAGCGGAGCUACCGCGGCGGCUACGUGUGGCAUGACCUCGCCCACCCAGACGACCUCCUGCUCCCCACCCACGCCGGCGACUACGUCCUCAAGGCCUCCCUUCUUGUGCACCAUCCCUCCACCACCACGGCUCCUGUUGCAUCUUCCACUGCCAACACACUGCUCGUUGCCGACCAAUGCACCUCCUGCAGGACUCCGCCACGUUCAUCCUCCUCGUCUUCUUCUGUCUCUUCUCUGCAGGGCAGCAGCUCGUCCCCUAAAUCUAAUACCAACAACAACAGCAGCAGCAAAGAGGAGGAGGAGGAAGCUGUAGUGGUGUUAGUUGAGCCGCCCAAGCUCGUCGCGGCGGCGGCAACGCAGACAGACGACGACGACUACUCCACUGCUACUGCUACUGCUACUGUAUCAGUGGCGGCAGCUGGCCAAAAGCAGGGGACGGCAUCAGCAAGAGUUGGAGGCAGCCGGAGCCUCGAGUCUCUGAUAAUGGCGGACGAUUCCAGCUUCAGGGGUAUGCUGGAAGAUGAUGAGGAGGAUGAAACAGGCGCAGGUGAAGAGAUGUCCAUGUCGUCGAUCUACAGGGUGAAGCCUGCCAACUUGCUCAUGCGCCUCAUCGCUUGCGGUUGCGGUUGCAGCACAUCCAUACCACUACCAGUGCCAGCUGCAGCUACCUGCAGGAACAAGAAGCAGCUGCAGCUGCAGCUAGACGGCCCAGGCCCAGCAACAGCGGAUGGAUUUGGAUAUGUGCAGCAGCUUGAGUCCUUGCCAUUGUCGCCGGUGCUGUCUCCUCUGCCGGAUCUCGUCAAUAGUAAGCAUAAGCAUCCACCACCAGCAGCAGCUAUUCCACACGAGCAGCACCAUUUUUCAGGCGGGACAAGUAUUACUGCUGCUGCUGCUGCUGCUCAUGAGGUAGCAGCUCGAGGGAAGCUCAGUUCUGUUGCUGAUGAUCUAGUACAACGAACGGAAUGCUCAAAUGGCACCGGAGAUUUAGUUAAUAACUUGGCAGCUGCCAAUAUAAAGGCAGAGCUGGCACAUUCAAGGCCGGUAGUAGUAGCAUUCCGUCUUGACAAACACGACGACAACGUCAUCAAAAUCGAGGAAAGGCUUGCUUCUGGAGCUCGCGUUACCAUAUCAAGUACUAAUUAAGCACCCAGCCGGUCGCUUGCUCUAGCUAAAUCUAAUUAUGUAUUGGUUAAAUCAUCAUCAAUCGAUGGACGCGGUGACAGUGCCCUUGCUUGUUUCCAUCUCCCGCCCCUCUCCAUCUCUUAAUUAGUUUCCUAUUUCGCUGUCAUACUCAAAUGUACCGUUUAAUUACAUCUUCCAGGAAAAUAAUAAAAAUAAUAUGAACCGUGCUGGAGAAGUAUUAAUUAGUCCGGUUGUCGUCGUGGUACGUACUUGCACACAACCAGGGGUUGAUUGUUUGACUUUCAGAUAAAAAAAAUAUAUUU
Oryza brachyantha (malo sina) is the source of this 1685-nucleotide messenger RNA. RefSeq lists its product as uncharacterized. The record is from RefSeq and is a predicted model, not a curated record. NCBI's taxonomy places the organism in Eukaryota, Viridiplantae, Streptophyta, Magnoliopsida, Poales, Poaceae. The transcript is spliced from 3 exons. Bases 1 to 1383 code for a protein of 460 amino acids.